AUGUCGUGCCGUGUCUGCCGUGCCGUGUCGCGCCGAUGCCGUGCUGUGCCGUGCCGUGCCGUGCCGUGCCGUGCCGUGCCGUGCAGUGCCGUGCCGUAUCGUGCAUCGUGCCGUGCCGUGCCGUGUCGUGCCGUGCAGUGCCGUGCCGUGCCGUGCAGUGCGUGUCGUGCCGUGCCGUUGUGCGUGCAGUGCCGUGCCGUGCCGUGCCGUGCCGUGUCGUGCCGUGCCGUACUUGCGUGCCGUGCCGUACCUUGCCGUGUUGCUGUUAUGGGAUCUCCAUAG
Molecule: messenger RNA, 282 nt
Organism: Homarus americanus (American lobster)
Lineage: Eukaryota; Metazoa; Arthropoda; Malacostraca; Decapoda; Nephropidae
Product: keratin-associated protein 10-8-like
Exons: 1
Coding region: 1-282 (93 amino acids)
Source: RefSeq, a predicted model, not a curated record